Molecule: messenger RNA, 747 nt
Organism: Clonostachys rhizophaga
Lineage: Eukaryota; Fungi; Ascomycota; Sordariomycetes; Hypocreales; Bionectriaceae
Source: the annotation of a GenBank genome assembly
AUGUCAGUCCGGGAGUGCUGCCUGAGAGGCUUCCAGUGGGAUGGGGCCCCAACCGGUCGUACAGACCAUCUUGCUGGGCUCGAUGUCUACAUCUCCGGGACCAACGAGCAAGCUUCUAUCUUGUUCGUUGCUGAUCUUUUUGGCUGGAAAUUCCCAAAUAUCCGACUUCUGGCUGACCACUAUGCUAAAGAGGUCAACGCCACCGUCUACGUGCCUGACUUCUUUGGCGGAGAGCGUUUGCCAGACGAAAUAUUUGCCGAAGAGCGAUGGACUGAUCCUGCGCUGGGUGCGUUCAUGCAACGAAACUCUCGCGAAGUCCGCGAGCCCGAAGUUCUUGCUUGUGCACGCGAGCUUCGAGCUAAACACCCGAAGCUUGCUGCUGUCGGGUAUUGCUAUGGCGGCUGGGCGGUCUUCCGCCUUGGGGCUAAAGAGCAUCAGCCUCCGCUCGUCGACUGUAUCUCGACUGGACACCCGUCAAUGCUGACGAAAGCCGACAUUGAUCAAGUCGGCGUGCCAGUGCAGAUCCUUGCACCCGAGAUCGACUUUCUUUUCACGCCUGAAUUGAAGCUACAUGCUUUCCAAACCUUGCACACUUCCUCUCUGCCCUUUGAUUAUCAACACUUUCCUGGCGUGGAGCACGCCUCUCUCGUGAGAGGGAAUGACGCAAAAGACGGAGAGAGGAAAGCGAUGGCUCGCGCGAAGAACGCUGCCGUGGCAUGGAUUAGGCAAUUCCUGCAUGAGGAGUGA